This is a messenger RNA of Blastomyces dermatitidis ER-3, 3231 nucleotides long. RefSeq names its product CMGC/CDK/CRK7 protein kinase. Gene Ontology annotation, molecular function: cyclin binding; RNA polymerase II CTD heptapeptide repeat kinase activity; ATP binding. The coding region runs from base 1 to 3231 and encodes 1076 amino acids. NCBI's taxonomy places the organism in Eukaryota, Fungi, Ascomycota, Eurotiomycetes, Onygenales, Ajellomycetaceae. The record is from RefSeq and is a predicted model, not a curated record. The transcript has 3 exons. Gene Ontology annotation, cellular component: nucleus; cyclin/CDK positive transcription elongation factor complex. Gene Ontology annotation, biological process: positive regulation of transcription elongation by RNA polymerase II; protein phosphorylation; transcription elongation by RNA polymerase II.
AUGGCUGGGUCCCGAAGGAAUCCGCUGAUGAAAGACCAGUGGAGAGCCGACGACGACCACAAAGAGAGAGACGACCCACAUCCACAUCACAGAGAACGAGACAGAGAAAGAGACCGCGAACGGCCUGAGCGGCGUCCACGAUCACCGCCGGCCUCGCGUCGUGGGGCAGGCCGUGGCCACGAAAGAUCUAGAGGCCGUGGUGCUUCAUUCGCUAAUCAUAAUCAAUCGUCCCGUCGUCCCCAGACAGGCCGGAGGGGAGAUAAUAAGAAACACAUUAAUAGCAAUUAUACUAGUAAUAGGAACAGACGACUUUCUCCUUCCUCUCACAUUAGGGCUGCAGACACUGAACAGCGAGAUUCUACGCGUCAGCCAGAGGCUCAGGUAACUUCUCGGGCUGACCACAAAAAUUUACCACCACAGUCUCCUGCCCCGCCCCCCAAGCGGAAACGAAGUCGGAGCAUUUCGCCAUCUCGCCCUCAGCCGCACCCACGCCCCAAGCGGCGAGACGGUCGUAAUCGAGACCGCCCCGAGAGAGGCAGAGGUCGACCCAAUCGCAAUUUCUCCCCGAGGAGGGCCCCGAUUCCCCGUGGCAAGGAUUACCGACCGGCGGACCUUCGUUCUGAAGUCUCGACAUCCGACUACUUGCAGUCUCGCCGCAGGCGUUCCAGAUCCCGAGAUUCAUUCAUAGAAAGACGCAGCCUAUCCCCGCGUCGUGCUUCUCGGAGUCCUCCGCCUGGAAAGGACUACGUGGAUCAUUCCCCGCGCCCUUCAUCCCGUCACUCCUUAGUGUCAAGAGGCUCGCGGCAAUCACCACCGCCGAACUAUCGAAAAAGCACAGAAAUGCAAUCUACGCGUCCAAUCCAGUCUAUUGUGGAUGACCCACGCCGCUCUCCAUCCCCUCUUCGUCCCAUUCCUAGCUUCGAUGCUGGGAACCCGAAUCAAAAUACCGACAAUGAUGCUCGGAUACGGGAUACUUUUCAAAACCACAGUAUGCGUGGCUCACGCCGACCAUCUCGUCCACAGGUCGAUACACGCCAAUCUUACAAUACCUCGCCACAGUAUGUGACGCCCACGAGCUCCCGCCUUGGGUCCCCGCAAUCAGGGUCUCCGUACAGUGGUAGUAGGGGAUCGUGGACUGGCCAGCAGCCAUACCAUGGGCAGCAAGGACAAAUGGGCGGCUAUUCGCCACCUUAUAGACAGGCGACUUAUCCCCCUCCGCAGGGCGGGUCUCAGGGACAGUAUUACCAAGGCCAGCCGUAUUCCGCAAGCGCAGCCCACGGACAACCAGGAUACUCUAGUCAGACAUAUAGAGGUGGCCCUCCGGGAUAUCGGGGCACUCAAUAUAAUCAAACCCAGGAUCGUCGAUUUUCUGGACCAGGUUCGCAAUCAUAUGGGAACGCGCAGCCACAACCACAACCCCAAACACAAACCCAACAACAACAGCAACAACGGGGAAGAGGGAGCCAUUUUAACAAUCUGCAAUGGACUCCUUCCGGUGGACGUGGCCGCGGAGCACACGGACCUCCUGGGGGCUCGCUUCAACAUCCUCACCUUCCAGAUGAGCGCUUAUCGCCUGAAAUUGACGAAGAUGAUAACCCAUUCCGCCCAUCCAAGGAUUUACAGGUGGAAGACGAAGACUCAAAGCCCAAACCGGAGAAGCAAGAUUCAAAGAAAAUGCCGCCUCCCAAUCGACAACAGGGUGCCCCUGCACAACCCAAAGAGAAAGAAUCAGGAAAAUUCAGUUUCGCUUUCAAAUCAAAGGCUCCGGCCCCGGCUACGCCUAAGCCAGUGCCCGACCUUGCACAAAGGAUGCGUGAACCCCCUCCAAAGGCGGCAGAGACAACGAAGAACAAACAAUCGAAUGCUCCUCCACCGAGGGAAAAGUCUAGUAAUCGGCUGGAUCGAAGAGAUGACAGACGAGACUCGCGGAGAAACGACCGUCGGGUUGACAAUCGAGGAGAGAGGUAUCGUGAUCGACGGGAUGAACGACGAGUGGAGCCCCGACAUGAGAGACGGCCAGAGCGAUCGCCAGAACGUAAGAAACCGAAGAAAAUCCUGAAGCGAAUGAAGCCACGUCCAACGAUAUCUGAAGAGUUCUCCAAGUCCGACUCUGUCUACUACCGAAAACCCGGAAACGAGUCGGUUAUUGGAGCGGGAACAUACGGCAAGGUGUUCAAGGCCAUUCAUGUUUAUACUAAGAAUAUGGUCGCGCUGAAGAAGAUACGUAUGGAGGGUGAGAAGGAUGGGUUCCCCAUUACGGCCGUUCGUGAGAUUAGACUGCUCCAACAUCUCCGGCAUGAUAAUAUUGUCUGUCUGCAGGAGGUUAUGGUAGAGAAAAACGAAUGCUUCAUGGUGUUCGAGUACUUGUCUCACGAUCUGACUGGCCUCAUCAACCAUCCGACAUUCUCUCUCACAGCUGCCCAUAAGAAACAUCUUGCACGACAAAUGUUCGAUGGUUUAAAUUAUCUGCACCACCGCGGGGUGCUACAUCGAGACAUCAAAGCCGCUAAUAUCCUCAUCAGUAAUCAGGGACAACUGAAAUUUGCUGAUUUCGGCCUCGCGCGAUUCUUCUCUAAGAGCCGGCAGCUAGACUACACCAACCGCGUCAUCACCAUCUGGUACCGCCCACCAGAACUCUUACUAGGAGAAACUCGAUAUGGCCCCGCCGUCGAUAUCUGGAGUGCUGCAUGUGUAUGGGUAGAGAUGUUUACCAAGAAAGCCGUGUUCCCCGGUGAGGGUGGCGAGAUCAGUCAACUUGAGAAGCUAUACAAUUCAUUGGGCACUCCGACCCGCGCUGACUGGCCUGAUAUUGUCGAAAUGCCGUGGUUUGAGCUAUUACGCCCGACAGAGCGGAAACCACGCACCUUUGACGAUGUUUAUAAAAAUAUCCUGUCCCCUGCUGCCUUAGACCUCGUUUCCAAGAUGUUCCAGUAUGAUCCUGUCAGAAGACCCUCUGCUGAGGAGGUCCUCACACACCCAUACUUCACGUCAGAGGAACCAGGGCCCCAGCAGGCUAUUGAGCUCGCAAAUGUCGAAGGCGACUGGCACGAAUUCGAAUCCAAAGCCCACCGCAAGGAAAAGGACAAAGAAGCUCGUCGUGCAGAGCAUCAGCGCGAAAAAGAAAAGCGUAGAGUGAGCGGUGGCGCUGCUCAGAGCAGUGAUGGGCGGGAUACCAAGCGGGCACGCAUAGAGGAAGGUACCUCUUCUCAGCUUCAGUCGCUUGAAAAUUGA